AUGACGCACGCCGCCUCCAAAGACGACCUGCGCGUCAGCACGCUCUUCGACUACACCUCGCACGUCGUCCUCGUAACAGGCGGCGCCACCGGCCUCGGCGAAAUGGCCGCCCAAGCCUUCAUCCAAAACGGCGCGCGCGUCUUCAUCGCGUCCCGCAAAGAAUCCGAACUCGCCUCCACCACCGCGCGCCUCAACGCCCUCGGCCCCGGAAAAUGCUCCUACAUCGUCGCAGACCUAAAAGACAAAGCCGGCUGCCUCGCUCUGUGCACGGAGCUGAAGAAGCAAACAGACCGCCUGACGGUGCUGGUGAACAACACGGGCGCGAGCUGGGGCGAUGAUUACUACAACUAUCCGGAACAUGCGUGGGAUAAACUUAUGGCGGGUAUUACGACUGUGGAUGUUACGACGGGGGAGGGUGGGGGGUUGAGUAAUCCGGGGACUGGGACUUAUAGCUACGGCCCAGCAAAGGCAGCAUGCAUCCACCUCACCAAGAUGCAAGCCUCGAAACUCGCCCCGAAGAACAUCAUGGUCAACGUCAUCUGCCCCGGCGUCUUCCCCUCGCGCAUGACGAACUUUGGGCUGGAGAAAUUCGCAGAUGCGUUGACGGCAGGACAGCCAACUGGCCGCAUUGGCAAGCCGAGUGACUUUGGUGGGCUGGUCUUGUUCUUGAGCAGUAAGGCGAGUGCUCAUAUUACUGGUAACGCGGUAGAGAUGGACGGCGGUGCUACAUUAACGGGGUGGAGAGGGAAAGUGGGUGGUAGUAGCGAGAGCAAGUUGUGA
This is a messenger RNA of Alternaria metachromatica, 780 nucleotides long. RefSeq lists its product as uncharacterized. The record is from RefSeq and is a predicted model, not a curated record. The transcript is spliced from 3 exons. The coding region runs from base 1 to 780 and encodes 259 amino acids. Lineage: Eukaryota; Fungi; Ascomycota; Dothideomycetes; Pleosporales; Pleosporaceae.